This is a messenger RNA of Scheffersomyces amazonensis, 849 nucleotides long. RefSeq lists its product as uncharacterized. Gene Ontology annotation, cellular component: mitochondrial crista junction; MICOS complex. The coding region runs from base 135 to 779 and encodes 214 amino acids. The transcript has a single exon. Gene Ontology annotation, biological process: cristae formation. Lineage: Eukaryota; Fungi; Ascomycota; Pichiomycetes; Serinales; Debaryomycetaceae. The record is from RefSeq and is a predicted model, not a curated record.
GCCACGCAUCCAUACACACCAACAACAUCCAUGCCUCCAAAACCCAUUACACCAAAUUUGGUUCGUUCAUACUUAACUACCAUACAUUAACCACCAUACAUUAACCACCAUACAUUAACCACCACCAAAUUACUAUGGCAGGAAAGCGGACAUUCUACACCGACGAUGAGUUGGUGAUAACUAAGCCCGGCACCAAUGUGGAGAUCAGUGCGGAGUUAAGGGAAAAGGAACUGGCUCAUGGCAACAUAAGUUUCAUAGAAGGAAUGGGGAUUAGAACUACACCAUACUUUGAAAAGUAUGCUAAUCAAUUUCGAUUAUAUUUGCAUGAUAAGACGUCUGUUGCCGAAGCAGAAUUGAAUACACAAAUUAGUGCAGUUAAUAAUGAAAUUCAAUCUAUAACUAAUGAAAUUCAAUCAUUUAUUAAAGAACCUUUAUUACCUAAUAGUAUUUAUAUAUUAACUCUUACAUUAGCUGGAUCAAUUUUAGUUAAUAGAAGAGUAUUCCCCUUAAGAUUAGUAACUCCUAUACUAUUUGGUACUGCAUCCUUAUCCUACUAUAUGCCAAAUACUUUUAAAACAAUUACUACCAGAUAUGAAACUUAUGAGAAAGAAACAUUUCCUGAGUUUAAUACUCAAAAGAAUCAAUUAAUCUUUGAUAAUUACUAUAAAUUCAAACAAGAGUUUGAAAAUCAAUUGGAUCUGGCUAAUGCUACAUUAACUGAUUCGGUUCAUAGUGCUAGAGUAUAUAUCAAAGAUUUGAUAUCCGAUGACGAUAACUAGACUGUACUAAAAACUUUUGUGUAUAUGUAAUUCUUUAUAUAAACAAACAAACAAUAAUAAAUAUAUAAUA